Monomorium pharaonis (pharaoh ant) is the source of this 2581-nucleotide messenger RNA. It is a transcript of the gene Vha55, whose product is annotated as V-type proton ATPase subunit B. Bases 313 to 1800 code for a protein of 495 amino acids. Gene Ontology annotation, molecular function: proton-transporting ATPase activity, rotational mechanism; ATP binding. The record is from RefSeq and is a predicted model, not a curated record. Gene Ontology annotation, biological process: proton transmembrane transport; ATP metabolic process. The transcript is spliced from 4 exons. Gene Ontology annotation, cellular component: proton-transporting V-type ATPase, V1 domain. NCBI's taxonomy places the organism in Eukaryota, Metazoa, Arthropoda, Insecta, Hymenoptera, Formicidae.
CCGAACCGUAUAUCUGCUCCGUCUAUCGUGGUUUAUUCUAAGAAACGUGAUUAAUUUCAAAGUGUGAGACCUGGGAAAAUCAUUGCCGAGCUCCUUCUUCGUAAUUUCCGUGUGUUCUUCAUCCUCUUUUCCCUUUCCCUUUCCUCUUCUACAAGCGCAUCAUCAGUCCUUCUCUCUCUCUCUCUCUCCGUCGACGCAGCGGCGAAGUAGUAUCUUCUGCUGUUCGUCGGAGUACUCGGAGUGGCAGUGCGGUGACGGAUAACAACGCGCGACUGCGAGACGUAACGUGGCGAAAAUACAGCCUCUCCCAAGAUGUAUUCCAAGUCGAUGAGCAACCACCAGGCGAACAAGGAGCACGUGCUCGCCGUGUCCCGGGAUUUCAUCGCGCAGCCUCGUCUCACUUAUAAGACAGUAUCUGGAGUAAACGGCCCAUUAGUGAUAUUGGACGAAGUAAAAUUCCCGAAAUUUGCUGAAAUCGUACAACUGAAGCUCGCCGAUGGCUCUCUACGUUCCGGCCAGGUGUUGGAAGUUUCUGGUUCCAAAGCAGUGGUCCAAGUUUUCGAAGGCACAUCUGGCAUCGACGCGAAGAACACUCAUUGUGAAUUCACCGGUGACAUUCUGCGUACCCCAGUGUCCGAGGACAUGUUGGGUCGUGUCUUCAACGGUUCGGGAAAACCGAUUGACAAGGGACCGCCGAUUCUCGCGGAAGAUUAUUUGGACAUUCAGGGACAACCUAUCAAUCCAUGGUCUCGCAUCUAUCCAGAGGAAAUGAUUCAAACCGGAAUAUCGGCCAUCGACGUUAUGAACUCCAUCGCUCGUGGCCAGAAGAUUCCCAUCUUCUCUGCUGCCGGUCUGCCGCAUAAUGAGAUUGCCGCACAAAUCUGUCGUCAAGCAGGUCUCGUGAAAGUGCCUGGCAAAUCGGUUCUUGACAGUCACGAAGACAACUUUGCCAUCGUAUUCGCGGCUAUGGGUGUCAACAUGGAGACCGCGCGUUUCUUCAAGCAGGACUUCGAGGAGAACGGCUCAAUGGAAAACGUGUGCUUGUUUUUGAAUUUGGCCAACGAUCCGACAAUUGAAAGAAUUAUCACACCUCGUCUUGCCCUGACAGCGGCCGAAUUUUUGGCGUAUCAGUGCGAGAAACACGUGCUGGUCAUUCUCACGGACAUGUCCUCGUAUGCUGAGGCGUUGCGCGAGGUAUCGGCUGCUCGUGAGGAAGUACCAGGUAGACGCGGGUUCCCCGGCUACAUGUACACCGAUCUCGCCACGAUUUACGAGCGCGCCGGCCGUGUGGAAGGACGCAAUGGCUCUAUCACGCAGAUCCCAAUUCUCACUAUGCCGAACGACGACAUCACUCACCCGAUUCCUGAUCUUACCGGAUAUAUUACCGAAGGUCAGAUUUACGUUGAUCGUCAGCUGUACAACAGACAGAUCUAUCCACCUGUGAAUGUACUACCAUCUCUGUCGCGUCUCAUGAAGUCUGCCAUUGGCGAGGGUAUGACACGAAAGGAUCACUCUGACGUAUCCAAUCAGUUGUAUGCAUGUUACGCCAUUGGAAAAGACGUCCAGGCGAUGAAAGCCGUCGUGGGAGAAGAAGCGUUGACACCGGACGAUUUGUUAUAUUUGGAAUUCUUGUCCAAAUUUGAGAAGAACUUUAUCUCGCAAGGCAGCUACGAAAACCGCACGGUCUUUGAAUCGCUAGACAUUGGCUGGCAACUUCUGCGAAUCUUCCCCAAGGAGAUGCUUAAACGAAUCCCAGCUAGCACCCUCGCGGAGUUCUAUCCAAGAGAUUCUCGUCAUUAAUCACCAUUUUAUUUUUAUCAUCUUAUGCGUAAGCUUAUUUCUCUCAAUGGAAUUACGCGUACAAGUCCGAUUUACUUUCUCUUUGGCAUUAAUUGGAAUAAAAUACGGCUGUUCUUGUAUAUUUACAAGAAAGAUUGAUGUAAUAAGAGAAUGAUUAAAGAGAAUAGUUAAACGGCCUAUACGCGUUUGAAUUAUAACGAAAAAAGAUGAAAGAGUAACGCGCCUUUGUUGCAUACUAUUAAAAAAUAUGGACAAAAUCGUAUAUCAUUUUUUGAUGUUUGUGCAAUGAGAAUGUAAAAUGGAUAAUAACGAUGUUGAUAUGUAAACUGAAUAAUUACAUAUGCUUUAUUCUGGGAGAUCUUACAUGCAAAAAUUGAAAGUUGCAGACUACAUAUGUUAUCUCUAUCAUGGAAAUAAUAAAUGCUGGAUUUAUAUUGUUACAGUAUAUUUGAGAUUGUGUCUUUUGUGCUUUAGAGCGACGGUGCUCACUCACGCCAAGCAAUCAUUGUAAAAUGUAAUAUAUUAUACAGUAUUAAUGUAGACAAAAAACACAUAGAGGAAUUCACGAUCACGUUGUAUUUGUGCGUUCCAACAUUCCAUUGCGAAAUUUACACAUGAGAUUCUUUGUGCGUUUGAGCCAAUCCGAAGGAGAGAUAUUCAAUACUAUGUACAGUUACCUUUAGAGAAUGUUCCGAGCGAAAUAUCAUCGUGUAUCGUCUUGUGAAAGACAAACUGUAAAUGUUAGAAAUAGAGAAUUAAAAGAGAAUUGUUGUCUUUAAAA